AUGGAUCCCAGUGCUCUACAAAACAUGGAUCGGGACGCAUUAAAGAAGCAAAUCGAGAAUAUGAAAUAUCAGGCCUCCAUGGAGCGCUGGCCGUUAUCUAAAAGCAUUGCUGAAAUGCGCUCCUUUAUUGAGGAGAAUGAAAAGAAUGAUCCAUUGAUUAAUGCGCCCGAUAAGAAGAACAAUCCGUGGGCUGAAAAGGGCAAGUGUAUCAUCAUGUAAUAUUAUCGCAAACCACAGAAAUACCGUAAUGAUGAACAUCCAACCAGCAACAACAACAACAACAACA
Messenger RNA from Drosophila navojoa, 286 nucleotides. RefSeq names its product guanine nucleotide-binding protein subunit gamma-e (gene Ggamma30A). Gene Ontology annotation, cellular component: heterotrimeric G-protein complex. Lineage: Eukaryota; Metazoa; Arthropoda; Insecta; Diptera; Drosophilidae. Gene Ontology annotation, biological process: phospholipase C-activating G protein-coupled receptor signaling pathway; sensory perception of taste. The record is from RefSeq and is a predicted model, not a curated record. Gene Ontology annotation, molecular function: G-protein beta-subunit binding.